This is a messenger RNA of Cucurbita moschata (crookneck pumpkin), 1391 nucleotides long. Its product is annotated as 28 kDa ribonucleoprotein, chloroplastic-like. The record is from RefSeq and is a predicted model, not a curated record. Lineage: Eukaryota; Viridiplantae; Streptophyta; Magnoliopsida; Cucurbitales; Cucurbitaceae. The coding region runs from base 70 to 927 and encodes 285 amino acids. The transcript is spliced from 4 exons. Gene Ontology annotation, cellular component: cytosol. Gene Ontology annotation, molecular function: mRNA binding.
GGGAUUUAAUAUAAUCUCGUAGACACUUUCCUGUGAGAAAGGGCGCCAAUCGCCUUCCACUCUCCACCGAUGCUACCCAUCUCCUCCCUAUCAAAUUCUCCCACCAUGGCCACCGCCGCCGGAGCCUCCCUUUUCACCACCAAGCGAUGGCUCUCUGAUGCUCUCCUUACAACCCCAUCAGCCCUAAUGUUUCCCAUCUUGUCCCGCUCUCUUGCCAUUGAAUCGGCCCCGCUUAGAGCUUUCUCGGAGAGGUGGCGGCCGGCUCUGGGAAUUUCCGCCGCCGUUGUGCAGAGAAAGGCGGCUGUGACAUUUGGGGUUGAAGAGGGUGUGGCGGAUGAGACGGCGGAGGAGGGAGAAGGGCAAGCGGUGGACGGUGGUUCUCCAGUGGAAUCCGGGAAAACUAAGCUGUAUUUUGGGAAUUUGCCUUACAGUGUUGAUAGUUCACAGCUUGCUGAUAUUGUUCAGGAUUAUGGGGUCGCCGAGCUCAUUGAGGUUCUUUAUGACAGGAAUACUGGAAAAAGUAGAGGAUUCGCAUUUGUAACCAUGAGCAGCAUUGAAGAUUGCAAUAAAGUCAUCGAAAAUCUGGAUGGAACUGCUUACAUGGGCAGACUAUUGAGGGUUAAUUUCUCAGACAAACCUAAGCCUAAGGGACUUCUUUAUCCAGAUUCUGAGUAUGAACUUUAUGUCAGUAACUUAUCCUGGUCAGUAACAUCUGAAAGUUUGGCACAAGCAUUUCAAGAAUAUGGAAAUGUGGUCGGAGCAAGGGUCAUCUACGAUGACGAGACCGGAAAGUCACGAGGAUAUGGCUUUGUAUCUUAUUCAACAAAAUCAGAGAUGGAAACAGCUCUUGAAGCUUGUAAUGAAUUGGAACUUGAAGGCAGGGUAAUACGUGUUAGCUUAGCUCAAGGAAAACAAGCUCAGGGGUAAAUAUCAGCAUACAAUGACUAAACAAGAAACAGGAAAGAAUUUCUACCUAGCUGUUACUGAACGAACCGCUCUCGUUUUCGUAUACAUCCCGUCUCCCACUUCUAUACGUUACGAGCGAAUCUCAAUGGGAAUAAUAUGUUCGGUUUCCAGCUAUCAUGGUAGAGAUAUCAUGUGAAUCCUGAUUCAAACUGAUGAUCAUCAGACAAGAUUUCAAAAAUGGUUGUAGCAUGAAUAAGAAGGAAAUAGGAACGAAUUUCUACCUUGCUGUAGCUGGUUGAACUCUGCAAGCAAUUGAAGUUUCUUUCUCAUCUGUUGCUGUGUGUAUUUCAUUUACUCACAUCUCAAUCCUAUACUUCACAAUUGAAACCAUUAGUGAGAAUGUCAUUUGAUGGUCUCUUAAUGAAGUGGAAGACCUGUAGCAGGGACUAAGGAGUGAGCUUUUAAACAGAUAAACUCCAUACUAG